AUGGACUUAGAGAGAGAAGAGAAGAGCCAGACAUUGACAAGAAUCAGGAAAUACACAAACCAAGUUAAGUUCGACCCAUGGUGCCCACUUAGAGCUCCAAAAGCCGAGCUCAAACAACUCCAGUUGGAAUCUCACCUGAACUAUGCACAUCGCAUCAUCCUGGAGGAUGAGUCUAGUUCUUCAAUUGAACAUCAAAGGAGGCUAAACCCAAACCUAAAGGAAGUUGUCAAGAAGGAGAUAAUGAAGCUAUUGAAAGCUGGAGUGAUUAUCCAAUAUCAGAUAGUGCAUGGGUCAGCCCUGUACAUGUCGUGCCAAAGAAAGGAGGGAUCACAGUCAUCAAGAAUGAACAUGAUGAGCUCAUUCCAACAAGGACAAUCACAGGACACAGAAUGUGUGUCGACUACAGGAAGCUGA
Molecule: messenger RNA, 414 nt
Organism: Microthlaspi erraticum
Lineage: Eukaryota; Viridiplantae; Streptophyta; Magnoliopsida; Brassicales; Brassicaceae
Source: the annotation of a GenBank genome assembly